Syngnathus acus (greater pipefish) is the source of this 937-nucleotide messenger RNA. Its product is annotated as claudin-4-like. Lineage: Eukaryota; Metazoa; Chordata; Actinopteri; Syngnathiformes; Syngnathidae. The coding region runs from base 138 to 794 and encodes 218 amino acids. Gene Ontology annotation, molecular function: structural molecule activity. Gene Ontology annotation, cellular component: plasma membrane; bicellular tight junction. Gene Ontology annotation, biological process: cell adhesion; bicellular tight junction assembly. The transcript has a single exon. The record is from RefSeq and is a predicted model, not a curated record.
UUGUGUGUACUCGGGAACGCGACAGAGGGGGUUGAAUGAUUAAGCCCAGUUCGUUUUUUUUUAGAUGCUCCACCACCCAGAGGGAGACAGUUUGAAUUUUGAUUCGAGCGCUUGCCGAGGAUCGUAAUUUUUGAGACAUGCCUUCGGCGGGAUUGGAGAUACUCGGAGUGGUGCUGGCCGUGCUGGGAUGGAUCCUGGCCCUGACGUCGUGCAUUCUGCCCAUGUGGAGGGUGACGGCCUUCAUCGGCAGCAAUAUCGUGACGGCGCAGAACAUCUGGGAGGGGAUCUGGAUGAGCUGCGUGGUGCAGAGCACGGGUCAGAUGCAGUGUAAGAUCUACGACUCCAUGCUGGCCCUCAGCGGCGAUCUACAGGCCGCCCGGGCUCUCACCGUCAUCUCCAUCGUGGUGGGCCUGGUGGGCAUCCUGGUGGCCAUGACGGGGGCAAAGUGCACCAACUGCGUGGAGGAGGAGCGGGACAAAGCCCGGGUGAUGAUCGGAGCCGGGACGGCGUUCAUCCUGGCGUCGCUGACGCAGCUCAUCCCGGUGUCGUGGUCGGCCAAUGCCAUCAUCGCCGAAUUCUACAAUCCCGCGGUCCUCAGCGCACAGAAGAGAGAGAUGGGCGCGGCUUUGUACGCCGGCUGGGCCGCCGCCGCCUUCUUGCUCCUCGGCGGAUGCAUCCUGUGCUCCAGCUGCCCAUCGAGGCCCGAGAAGAGGUACGGGCCCCCGGGAAAGAUCGUAUACCCGCCCAGCAGAUCCAUCCCAGCAAGUGGCUAUGAGCAGAGAAACUACGUCUGAUGCGGCUUUUAAUGGACGCUUCUGAACUUUUGACCUCUAUUGAAAAUGUUAUUAUUAUAAACUCAUCUUAGAUAUCAACCCCAAAAAAAAUCUGAAAUAUACACAACUAUUAUUUUGUAUUAAAGUCUGUUUGGAUGCCUGAA